Molecule: messenger RNA, 1908 nt
Organism: Sinocyclocheilus grahami
Lineage: Eukaryota; Metazoa; Chordata; Actinopteri; Cypriniformes; Cyprinidae
Exons: 3
Coding region: 1-1017 (338 amino acids)
Source: RefSeq, a predicted model, not a curated record
AUGAGCUUUUUCACUCAUCACAGAAGAGGAAAGCACCAUUGUGCAGUCAGAGGGAUGGAGGACAGGAGGCACCUGCCACCAGAUGGAGGUGGCAAUGCCAAACGCUCUGCCUCAGCCGAUUGUAACACAGAGGAUAGAGCAGUCAGGAAGGAGCAGGGUGACCCUGAGACCUCCACACAAAUGUGUGUGAGAAAAGACGAUCUCUGUGAUGUUCCUCGCAAGGUGCCUCGUUUCCAGUAUGUGGAUUUCCCUUCCCUGCACCAGUGCAUCCAACAGCUUUCUGUGCCUCCGCUGAACGGCUGGCUGGGAUCCUGCUCAUUGGCAAAGGCACCAAAGUACAGGCCUGCCAGUCCUAAGGAAAAGGUGCCCAAGUUUAAAUACGUGGACUACCCAUCUCUCCACCACUGCAUUCAGCAGCUGUCUGUGCCUCCAUUGGAAAGCUGGAGUGCAGGGCUGGUCAGGUUUAAUGUAGACGGGAAACAGGACGGCUCUGGGUCACAGAAGAGGCCCUCUCAACCUGGGACUGUGAAGAAUAACAUAAGCAAUGAGGCAGGAGAUCAAAACAGCGAGGACAGGAGUAGAGUUAUAUCAUUUUCUUUCCCAAGAGACACACACAACUCAGUCUCAGGCAAGGAGGAGAGGCCUCAACACGACUACACCUCAGAGGUGCCACAGAGGUUAGAGAAAGAUAGCGCACCUCUAAGGUCUCGUGCUACUAAACCAGAUGCUACUUUUCAAUCAAAUUGCAGAUCAAGAGCAGAAUCUUGUUCUGGCUCUCGUAGCGAUGCAGCAGUGGUGAGAAACGAAAGACCGUCGGUUAUUAACAUGGUGCACACGGAUAAGCAGAAGCACUGGACAAUGGCAGAUCACCUGGAAUUUAACUCUCCAGCUUCAGUCGGACGGGUACCAUGGAAAACCAUCCCGGAGUCAGUCUGCCCAUUCUGCCAACAGAUGUUCACAAACCCCGAGCAGUUCAGGGCUCAUCAGCGGAGCCAUAGAGAUAAGAGACCAAACUGAUGUGCAGAAGUACUGAGUGAGAACUGCUUUUGGCAAACAGUUAAUGCCACAUCAUAUGGAAUCGUAUCAUCAGAGGCCUUCUUGUGUUGUGACUGGCUAUAGUGGCAUUGCUGGCAGGACUAUAGGGAGAUCAAAGACACAUUAAGCACAUUAGAGAGUUUGGGUUCAGACCUUAGGGAGAAUGCAAGACUUUGUCUUGACUGAUGUUGUGAAGUCUAAAAAGGCAGAACUGGACAGACAGAAACACACAAGCAUACAAUAUGCAUGCACAUACAGUGUACUUGUGAGAGUGCCAACACACACACACACACACACAGAGUAUCCUAUUCAUGAUUCAGAAGAGGUCAUUAUUUACUGCCCCACAUAAGGACCAUCAGACAUAAUGACUUUUCGGCUAAAGACAGGGGAUUAGAACCAGAUUUAUAGUCUCCUCCACACAUAUGCGUGUUUACAGGGGUGGGUAAAGCUCGAUGGACUGGUGCGUAAGAAGAUUAAUUUGAUUACAUAUGUGUUCCCCACACUGUGUGCAUGGUGGCAGGUUAAAUAUUUAGCUUUGGGUGCCAAAUAAUAAUUUGGUAAAUAAAUACCAAAUAAUGGCUAUUGUUAAUGCUGCACAAACAAACAGGCUUGAUAAUAAUGAUUUGUUACAUUAGCUUUUUAUCGUUUUGUACUUUUUAUGUUUUUGGAAAUUAAUGUCUAGUGGCUUCUAGCUAGUAGCUUUAAAUCUUAAAAAUGUACCGCUUGUUUUCAAGUGUUUAACUGUGUAAGUAAAGAUUUUUUCAUACAGAAACAAAUGUUCGACUUUUCAGUACAGGAAUGCCCUCUGCAAAAAAACCCUGUUUGACAUAGAUGAAGUAUUUAAGCUUUAUAUAAACAAAGGAGCUAAUCCAA